Molecule: messenger RNA, 1098 nt
Organism: Mytilus californianus (California mussel)
Lineage: Eukaryota; Metazoa; Mollusca; Bivalvia; Mytilida; Mytilidae
Product: ATP synthase mitochondrial F1 complex assembly factor 1-like
Exons: 10
Coding region: 105-1055 (316 amino acids)
Biological process (GO): mitochondrial proton-transporting ATP synthase complex assembly
Cellular component (GO): mitochondrion
Source: RefSeq, a predicted model, not a curated record
UAAAAAGUUUAACUAACAUCGGAACCAAUAUUUUCCGGACUAACAAAUAUUUAUACUAUUUAUGUCCCAGGUCUUUCUUAGAAGACUUAUCAAAAAUAUCAUGAAUGAAUUACAGAUGUGAUACAACUAUGUUACCACGCUCACAGUUACUUCGUGUUUGUCUCUCUUGUUGGAGAAAUGUUCCAUCUCAAUUAAACAGAUCAACAUUUUCAAGAAAUCUAUUAUGCUCAAAUAAGUGUGGACUAAGGUGGAAAAAAUACCAACAGGCUGUUACAAGGGACUAUUCCAAUACGAAGGCAGAUGAACUUGACAUUUCACAAAACCCAUACUUUGAUAAGUACAAGGGAAAAAUCAGUAAUAUACAAAGUACAUCUCCAGAAGAGUUUCAGGCUAGACUUGACCAACUGAAGGACAAAAAACUUGAGUCAUCAGAGAAGAGAAAACAGGAAAUUAAAAAAGCUCAAUCAGUUCCAAAACCUAGUGUUGAAAGUCCCCAUGGCAGUGGUAACUGGCCACCAAGGAGUUUAGAUGAUGUUAUGAAAAUUGAUCUAAUCAAAGAUAAAAGUGCUGAAGAAAUAAAGAAGAUAUGGAGUCAAUACUAUGCAGAAAAAGAUUGCAUUUUUGGAGCAGUUGAGGCUAUGAAUUAUGAAAGUUUAGAUGCUAAAGCAAAGACAUGUCCUAUUUUUCUGUACCCAUUACCUAAAGGAGAUGGCUAUGAAUACUAUUUCUCACAGAUACACGGAAAACAUGUCUAUUUUACCCCACUGGGAAUGUACCAGCUUCUGAAAGAAAAUGCUCCUCCAUGUUUGACUGUAGCACAUUUUCCUGAAUUUGCAGAUGACAAAGGAAUAGUUUUGAUGGCUGGACAGUAUGAUGAAAAUAUUAUAAGUAAACAAGAAGCUGUAAUAUUGGUCAGUCAAAUGAGUGCAUACUAUAGUCCUAGUGCUGGUGAAAGAUUUAAUCUGGUCAGAUUGUUUAACCUAACUCCAGACAAAUUUAAACAUCUUGACCUCUUAAAUGAAUAUGAAAAAAUGAAACACACAUUACAAUCUUGAUGGUUCUUGUAAUAAGUUAUAAAAAUAAAUUUCAUUAUCUUUA